UGGAAUGGACCUUGUGUCAGCAUCCUAGAAACUUCAUCUGCUAGCUCCCUUUUUAUUUCAGAAUCUCCUUCAACUUCUUGUAUAAAUUCCCUUCCUAUAUUCUUUCAAAAAAACAAAACAAUUCCUACUACAAAUAUCACCACAUCCCAAAAUUAUAUUAAACAAUUAUAUAUAUAAGCUCAAAGAAAAUGGUGAAAGAAAGAAGCAAAUGUAUGGUCAUGCUAAAGCAUAUAAUGGGAAAGCUCAAGAAUCUUCUUCAAUUAAUUCUCAAAUUUGAUGUUGUGGAAUUUGUUGAAACCCCAAGAGCAAAUGAUGAAGAAGUAGUACCCAAUGAUGUAAAAGAAGGAUAUUUUGCUGUAUUAUCAGUGAACGCAGAGGAAGAGCCAAAGAGAUUUGUUGUGGAACUGCAUUGGCUCACAAAUCCUUCAUUCUUGAAAUUACUCAAACAGGCAGAAGAUGAAUAUGGAUUUGAACAAAAAGGUGUUCUUGAAGUUCCUUGUCGUGCCGAGGAAUUACAAAAGAUUUUGGAAUUCAAGAUUGGAGUUGCAGUUUAAUUGUUUGGAAACUAAGAUACAUCAGAUAUAUUGUCCAUUAUAGUUUAGGUUAAAUUUUCAACUGUUUUUUUGUUUGUCUAGUUUUGACUUUGUUAUAAUGUUGUCUAAGCGAUUAUGUUAAGUAAAGAAUUUGUUCGCUACUAUAUAAAGUAUUUAACCUACGUCCAAUAACAGGUAAUUUUUCAUAUCAGACUUAAUAUAAUAACCUGAAAAUAUUAUUAAUA
Messenger RNA from Lycium ferocissimum, 778 nucleotides. RefSeq names its product auxin-responsive protein SAUR32-like. The record is from RefSeq and is a predicted model, not a curated record. The transcript has a single exon. The coding region runs from base 189 to 554 and encodes 121 amino acids. Lineage: Eukaryota; Viridiplantae; Streptophyta; Magnoliopsida; Solanales; Solanaceae. Gene Ontology annotation, biological process: response to auxin.